Chiroxiphia lanceolata (lance-tailed manakin) is the source of this 764-nucleotide messenger RNA. It is a transcript of the gene IL12A, whose product is annotated as interleukin 12A. The coding region runs from base 1 to 714 and encodes 237 amino acids. Gene Ontology annotation, molecular function: interleukin-12 receptor binding; growth factor activity. Gene Ontology annotation, biological process: immune response. The record is from RefSeq and is a predicted model, not a curated record. Gene Ontology annotation, cellular component: extracellular region. The transcript has 5 exons. Lineage: Eukaryota; Metazoa; Chordata; Aves; Passeriformes; Pipridae.
AUGGAGCGGAGCGGCAGCGCCGGGACCGGCUCCGGCAUCACCGGCAUCACCGGCAUCACCGGGAUCACCGGGAAUACCGGGAGCGGUCGGGCAGCGCCGCCUGGCGGCCCGCGGGGGACACUGCUGCCCGCGCUCUGCCUGCUCCUGGCGCUGCUCCCGCUGCCCCCGGCCCGGGCACUGCCCACCCCAGCCCGGGCACUGCCCACCCCAGCCCGGGCACUGCUCACCCCCGAGGCGCUGAACCGCUCCAGGGAGCUGCUGGAGGCCGCCGACACCUCCCUCCAAAGGCUGAAGGAACUCGACACCCUGGGAUUUGAAUGUACCCUUGAAGAGGUUGAUCCUGAAGAUAUCACUAAGAACCAAACAAACACAAUAAAAGCUUGCACAUCUGAAGGUCUAGAGACUGGGAACUGUCCAGCACUGGAAGGAUCAACUUUUGAUAAGGGUAAAUGCCUGCAGGGCAUCUAUGAGGAUCUGAGUGCCUACAGGGCAGAGCUCAGCAACUUCCACGAUCACAAAGUGCUGGCAAGUCUUGAUGAGAUGAUGAAAGCCCUGAACAGCAGCCGGAACGUUCCGGAGCCGCCGGCGGGAGCGGGAGCGGAGUCGUUCCCGGCGAGGCUGCGGCUGUGCCGGGUGCUCCAGGCCCUCCGGAUCCGCUCCCUCACCAUCUCCAGGAUGAUGAACUUCCUGAGCUCCCCGGAGAGCUCCCUGUGAGCGCCCUCGGCAAAAAUCCACCCAACCUGAGGAUUCCUUGGAGAGAAAAA